AUGGAUUACGAUGCAGAUGGCGGCGCAAUCAACGUGCGCUUCUUGCAGGCCGACAACCAGCGCGCCCAGUUCAUCGUCCAGAACUUCAACCUCGAGACGGCCAACUCGUUACGGCGGGUGAUGCUCGCCGAGAUCCCCACGCUCGCCAUCGACGUCGUAGAAGUGCUCGACAACACUUCGGUGCUCGCCGACGAGUUUGUGUGCCACCGUCUCGGUCUUGUCCCCCUGUCAUCGAGGGGCGUCGACGACCUACUCUACUCGCGCGACUGCGACUGCGAGGGCUACUGCGACAAUUGCUCCGUCGUCCUGACGCUGAAUGCAAAAUGCACGGGCAGCGAGAUCAUGAAGGUGUAUGCGCGGGAUCUGGUCAUCGAGAGCAACAGGCCCAACGACGAGGUAGGGCGGCCCGUCAUUGUGGAUCCCGAGGGCACGGGCAGCUGCAUUGUGAAGCUGCGGAGAGGGCAGGCCAUCCACAUGCGCUGCAUCGCAAAGAAGGGUAUCGCCAAGGAGCACGCAAAGUGGGCGCCUUCUGCGGCGAUAGGCUUCGAGUACGACCCGGCGAACAAGCUACACCAUCUGGACUACUGGCACGAAGAGGACGCUGACGCGGAGUGGCCCAAAGAUCAAGACCGUAUCAACCUCGACGGCGGCCCAGCCAACCCGGACGAACCCUUCAACUACAACGCUGUCCCAACCCGCUUCUUCUACGACGUCGAGACAGUAGGCGGCCUAGACCCCGAUCAGAUUGUCACAAAGGGCAUUUCGACACUACAGACCAAGCUGGCCGAGGUCAUUCGAGAGCUUUCUGGAGGCGUAGGACCAGACGGCGCAGGCUUCGAGGGCGCGCAAAGUCCCACGCUCAACGGCGGCUAUGGUGGUGGGCCAGAAGCUGGGUACACAACGCCUGGCUAUGGCGGCGCCAGUCAGUGGGGAGGCGCAGGUGGUGCACAGGGCGGGACGACACCAUACGGUGCGACGCCCUACGGAGGAGGGACAGGCUGGUAG
Ascochyta rabiei is the source of this 1005-nucleotide messenger RNA. RefSeq names its product RNA polymerase II subunit 3. The coding region runs from base 1 to 1005 and encodes 334 amino acids. The transcript has 3 exons. Gene Ontology annotation, biological process: DNA-templated transcription. Gene Ontology annotation, molecular function: protein dimerization activity; DNA-directed RNA polymerase activity. The record is from RefSeq and is a predicted model, not a curated record. NCBI's taxonomy places the organism in Eukaryota, Fungi, Ascomycota, Dothideomycetes, Pleosporales, Didymellaceae. Gene Ontology annotation, cellular component: RNA polymerase II, core complex.